AUGUCUCCACAAGCUUUUGUCUCGCCAGUGCCCUUGUCUUCGCUGCGCCCGAGUCUCUCGACCUCGCUCACCCAACGCCGGCCCUCCGCGACACCAUCGCGUACUGCCACCAGGGCCAUGAUGGCCGAUGAUCGCAGCUCGAUCGACUUCGGGAAAGUCGACAUCAAAGGGGCCGGCGAGAAUCUCUCCGGUCUCAUUUUUACCCCUGAGUCCGAGUCCCCGCUCAAGACCCGCUGCGACGUCGGCUACACUGAGCAACAGGAAGCCGCCGUCAACAGACACAUCAACGUUGAGUACACGGCCUCUUAUGCAUACCACGCCAUCUGGGCCUACUUUGACAAGGAUACCGUCGCUCUCCCUGGCUUUGCAAAGUACUUUGCCGAGCAGAGCGAAGAGGAAAGGACGCAUGCUGCUGAGUUUAUGAAGUAUCAGAACAAGAGGGGAGGAAGCGUCGAGCUUCAGCCUAUUGCUGUCCCGGAAAUGACCUUUACGCAGGAAGACGGCACUAGUGACGCUGUCUAUGCUAUGGACUUGCAUUUGCAGCUGGAGAAGUUUGUGUUCCACAAGCUCAGGGCCCUGCACAAGGUCGCACAGGACGCCGGCGAUGAGCAGAUGCAGGACAUGAUUGACGACUACUUGACUCACCAGAUUGACGCCAUCAAGACAGCCGCCGACUAUGUGGCCCAGCUCAAGAGAGUGGGGACGCCGCACGGGAUCUACCACUUUGAUCUCAACCUCCAGGGAUGCUAAAAUCGCCAUUUUUGGUGUAGAGUAGGUGUGGACACGGCAGAGAGUUUUGGUUCUUCUUGCCGGUUGGAGGGGUGUGGACACGGCACAGAGUUUUGGCUCUGCUUGCCGGUGGAACGACCUGACUACCGACACCAUCAGGUGACCAUCAGGUGUCGGGGUUGGACGGUGUGCACGAGAUGACGGGUGUGACUGAUCCAUUUCCAUUUACUGUAGCGGGUGUACUUUUGUUUUAUUUUUCAAAGAUAUGCACUGCAUUUGAUUUUGAAUGGGGAUACCCACUGCUGUUUUCCAUGUCAUUGGUGCGCUUUUUCAUGUUAUGCGCUGAUUUGGGUUUGAAACGGGUGUGUCUUUCUGUUGUGUGUGUGUGUGUUUUUUUAUCGUCACCAACCCCUGCAAACUCCAGUUCGCGUCUCAUUCUCUGUUGUAUGUGUACUGUAUAAAUGCAUUUGUCGUCGAAAA
Chondrus crispus (carragheen) is the source of this 1209-nucleotide messenger RNA. RefSeq names its product ferritin, chloroplast precursor. NCBI's taxonomy places the organism in Eukaryota, Rhodophyta, Florideophyceae, Gigartinales, Gigartinaceae. The coding region runs from base 1 to 750 and encodes 249 amino acids. Gene Ontology annotation, molecular function: ferrous iron binding; ferric iron binding. Gene Ontology annotation, biological process: iron ion transport; intracellular iron ion homeostasis. The record is from RefSeq and is a predicted model, not a curated record. Gene Ontology annotation, cellular component: cytoplasm. The transcript is spliced from 2 exons.